GGGGCUGGACUGGAGUCUGCGCGCUCCAGGGCUGGGGGCCCCCUUGAAACCGGCUAAUUGGGGCUGAAGGGGGCUGGAGCCGCACAAAGGAGGGAGCUCCGGGACUUGGCCGGUCUGGCUGCGGGCAGGGCGCCCGGCGGCUGUCCCGGGACUCGGCUGCAGACUCCAGCGCGAACUUUGCCGGGCCCAGGAGGGGCGGCUGCUCCGCGCGGCGCUCGCUCGCUCGGCCCGCCCGAGGCGCGUUAGCUCGGGAAAGGCGGCGGCGGCGGCACCGGCACCAUGCGCCCGUCCAGCGUCCUGCACCGCUUGGCCUCGCUACUGCUGUGGCUGAACGUGCUGGGCCUGGGCCGGGGCCAGUUCCAUGGGGAGAAGGGCAUCUCCAUCCCGGACCACGGCUUCUGCCAGCCCAUCUCCAUCCCGCUCUGCACCGACAUCGCCUACAACCAGACCAUCAUGCCCAACCUGCUGGGCCACACCAACCAGGAGGACGCGGGGCUGGAGGUGCACCAGUUCUACCCGCUGGUCAAGGUGCAGUGCUCGCCCGAGCUCAAGUUCUUCCUGUGCUCCAUGUACGCGCCGGUGUGCACGGUGCUGGAGCAGGCCAUCCCGCCCUGCCGCUCCAUCUGCGAGCGGGCGCGCCAGGGCUGCGAGGCGCUCAUGAACAAGUUCGGCUUCCAGUGGCCCGAGCGCCUGCGCUGCGAGAACUUCCCCCGCCACGGGGCCGAGCAGAUCUGCGUGGGGCAGAACCACUCGGAGGACGGCGGCUCCCCGGCGCUGCUCACCAGCCCGGCGCCGCUGCCCGGCCAGGGCACCCCGGGCGCGCCGCGCUACGCCACGCCGGAGCACCCGUUCUACUGCCCGCGGGCGCUGCAGGUGCCCAGCUACCUCAACUACAAGUUCCUGGGCGAGAAGGACUGCGCGGCGCCCUGCGAGCCGGCCCGCGGCGACGGCCACAUGUUCUUCAGCCAGGAGGAGGUGCGCUUCGCCCGGCUCUGGAUUCUGGUCUGGUCCGUGCUCUGCUGCGCCUCCACCUUCUUCACGGUCACCACCUACCUGGUGGACAUGCAGCGGUUCCGCUACCCGGAGCGGCCCAUCAUCUUCCUGUCGGGCUGCUACACCAUGGUGUCGGUGGCCUACAUCGCGGGCUUCGUGCUGCAGGAGCGCGUGGUGUGCAACGAGCGGUUCCAGGAGGACGGGUACCGCACGGUGGUGCAGGGCACCAAGAAGGAGGGCUGCACCAUCCUCUUCAUGAUGCUCUACUUCUUCAGCAUGGCCAGCUCCAUCUGGUGGGUCAUCCUGUCCCUCACCUGGUUCCUGGCCGCCGGCAUGAAGUGGGGCCACGAGGCCAUCGAGGCCAACUCGCAGUACUUCCACCUGGCCGCCUGGGCCGUGCCGGCCGUCAAGACCAUCACCAUCCUGGCCAUGGGGCAGGUGGACGGGGACCUGCUGAGCGGGGUCUGCUUCGUGGGGCUGCACAGCCUGGACCCGCUGCGCGGCUUCGUGCUGGCCCCGCUCUUCGUCUACCUCUUCAUCGGCACCUCCUUCCUGCUGGCCGGCUUCGUCUCGCUCUUCCGCAUCCGCACCAUCAUGAAGCACGGCGGCACCAAGACCGAGAAGCUGGAGCGGCUCAUGGUGCGCAUCGGGGUCUUCAGCGUCCUCUACACCGUGCCCGCCACCAUCGUCAUCGCCUGCUACUUCUACGAGCAGGCUUUCCGCGAGCACUGGGAGCGCAGCUGGGUCAGCCAGCACUGCAAGAGCCUGGCCAUCCCCUGCCCGCUGCACUACGCGCCGCGCAUGACCCCCGACUUCACCGUCUACAUGAUCAAGUACCUCAUGACCCUCAUCGUGGGCAUCACCUCGGGCUUCUGGAUCUGGUCCGGCAAGACGCUGCACUCCUGGCGGAAGUUCUACACCCGCCUGACCCACAGCCGGCACGGCGAGACCACGGUGUGAGCCGGGCGGGCCAGACCCGGAGCCGCGCUGCAGGCAGGAGGGGAGCGGGCCGAGGGGGGCGGGGGAGGAAAGUAUUUAAAACUUUUUUUAUUCGAAUCUAAACCACCUUUUGAUUUUUUUUUUAGGUUCAUUAACGUCCAAGGGUGUCUUGUAAUUAGACCUGUAAAUAGCAUUUGUAAAUGGAAUUAUAUAUUUCUAUUUAAAAACAAAAGGCAACCCGCAGAGAUCCAGAAACUCUUGGGGAGGAGCGGCUCGGCUCGCCGCCUCUCUUUGGUACUAAAGUGUCGGGUUUUUUCCCUUUUCUCGGCCUUGGCAAUCUCUCCCCUCUCAAUGGAGCCAUAGAGACGGAUUUUCUGUUUGUGUUGGCUGUGGGGGAAUGCUUUCAGUUGAACUUCCAUAAAAACCAGACCUGUAAUCGCGUUUCCCCUGAUGGGCACAUUCUGGAAGCUGUUCUGUAUUAAAGGCAGACUUUGAUUUUAUUUGUUUUAAAGUAUCCUUCUCCCUCUUUUGGAAGUUUACCAAGAAGCUUUUUUUAAUAUGAAGAGACUUAUGAAGAGGGGCUGCCUCCCCCUCUUAUCCUAGCAGCUGACUUGAGUGGGGUGGCCUGGCUCUGAGGAUCUGGUAAUGGUUUUUGCUAAGGCUCUUCUACCCAACUAGACUCCAGUGAAAGGCACGUGGGAUUGAUUCAUGAAGAAAGCACACCCCAGUUCAGCGCUUUUAUCAACCCCCUUCUUUAACUUUUGCCUUAAAGCUACUUCUCUGGCAUUGUACAUUUCUCUCUCCCCAAAUGCUGUGUACAGAAGUUUCUUUCUAAACUACAUGUCCUUAGUAAGCAGUCUGUUCUUUGCAAGUACAACUGAGUUUAAAAACAAACAAAACCCCCAAACCCUACUUCUGAGGGUUUUUUCCUAACUCAAGAGCUGUAAUCCAAAUUAUAAAACCUUAGCAAUUGACACUUGAGAUUUUUGUGGUGUGGUGCUCUUUCAUUCAGGUAGGCAUCAUUUUAAGCAAUAAGUGGGUUGGGAAGGAUCUUUUUACUUAUGGGGGGGGGAGGGGAAGUGGCUCUCAUUUUAAAGUUACUGCUUGCAAAAAAAACAAAGAAAACCCCCAGAGGGUUACUGUGCCUUUUCAGUGUUUGCUGAUGUGUUCUGGAAUCCUACAUCUGAAAACUCCUAGAAAGUUUAACAGAUUUUUCUGUGAAAUAAAGGUGAAGACUCUUUUGUAA
Molecule: messenger RNA, 3178 nt
Organism: Chrysemys picta bellii (western painted turtle)
Lineage: Eukaryota; Metazoa; Chordata; Testudines; Emydidae
Gene: FZD2
Product: frizzled class receptor 2
Biological process (GO): non-canonical Wnt signaling pathway; canonical Wnt signaling pathway
Cellular component (GO): plasma membrane
Molecular function (GO): Wnt-protein binding; Wnt receptor activity
Source: RefSeq, a predicted model, not a curated record